AUGCAAAACAUUCCCUCUAUUUUGCGCAAUUGCCGACAGUGUUUGCUAGUAUUGGAAUCAUUUGUGAAAGGUGAUAGAGACCAUAGCUUCACAGUACUAUUUAAUUUUACGGUGAUUCUACUUUUCGCAGUGGUGCUACAGCAGCCUCAGCCUUCGCGGUUGUACGGUUUUGUGCUGUUCGAUGCUAUUGCCGUGGCCUUCGCUUGUGGUGUUGUGAAGUCGUCUUACAUUGCUAGGUGGUCAUCGUUUGCCGUCAUCCAGGACCAUAGGUUGUGA
Messenger RNA from Necator americanus (New World hookworm), 276 nucleotides. RefSeq lists its product as uncharacterized. Lineage: Eukaryota; Metazoa; Nematoda; Chromadorea; Rhabditida; Ancylostomatidae. The coding region runs from base 1 to 276 and encodes 91 amino acids. The record is from RefSeq and is a predicted model, not a curated record. The transcript is spliced from 3 exons.